Apodemus sylvaticus (European woodmouse) is the source of this 3134-nucleotide messenger RNA. It is a transcript of the gene Fam184b, whose product is annotated as family with sequence similarity 184 member B. The record is from RefSeq and is a predicted model, not a curated record. The transcript is spliced from 16 exons. The coding region runs from base 1 to 2841 and encodes 946 amino acids. NCBI's taxonomy places the organism in Eukaryota, Metazoa, Chordata, Mammalia, Rodentia, Muridae.
AUGGCAUCUGCCCUCAACAGCAAAAUGCACCCGCCAGGAACCUGCGCGAGCUCUACAGCCGACGCCCGCGGUGGCUCAGGCUGGAGAAUGGACUGUGAUCCCGAGAUGCACGUGAAAAUGUGCAAGAAAAUCGCUCAGCUCACCAAGGUGAUUUAUGCUCUCAAUACCCGCCAGGAUGAGGUAGAGGCCAGCGCCCAGUCACUACGGGAAGCCCACCAGGAGGAUCUCCAAGACACAGCGGCUGAAACCAGGACCCGGCUCCUGCAGGAACAGGGCCGCACCAGUGAAGAUGCAGAGGUCCUUCUGCAGCGCAUCCAGACCCUAGAAAAUGCCCUGGAGCUGCAGAAGAGGCUGACACAGGAGGCCCUGGCUGAGUCAGCCUCCUGUAAACAGGAGACCAAAGAGAGGGCGCUGCGGGUAGAGGCCGAGCAUGCAGAACAGGUUCUGAUACUUUCCAAGGAGAUGCUGGAGCUCAAAGCUGAUUAUGAGAAGAGGCUCCAGCUGCUGACUAGCCACGAGGGUCCUCAGUGGGGUCAGCUAUCCCAGGAGAGCCCGGAUGCCACAGCAGAGUCUGGCCAGCGACCGGAAAUGCACCAGGUCCUGCUGGAGGUGGAGCGAUUGCGAGCUGAGAAUAAGCAGCUGAGCCAGGAUUAUGCCCGCAAGGCGGAGGAGCUACAGGCCACCUAUGAGAGAGAAAACGAAGCCAUCCGUCAGGCCAUGCAGCAGUCAGUCAGUGAGGCCCUGUGGCAGUGGCAGGAGAAAGAGUCGGGUCUUCGAAAGAACUUCCAGGUCCAGGAGCUGGCCCUGCAAGCUCAGGUCAGGAAGCUGGAGGGGGACCUGGAGCAUAGAGGGCGCAAGAUAAGUGACCUGAAGAAGUAUGCGCAGAAGUUGAAAGAAAGGAUCCAGGAUCUCGACGUGCAGCUAAGGGAGGCUCGGCAGGAGAACUCGGAGUUGAAGAACACAGCAAGGAAACUUGGCGAGAAGUUGACAAUUGCCAAAGACAGACUGAUGCUGCAGGAGUGUCACGUGACACAGAAAACUGAUGACAUGAAGACUGAGGAUGGAGUCGUGGGGAACAGAGAUGACCUGGAAGCCUGCAGUCUCCUUCCUCAGCCCCAACAAGGCUUUCCCAAAUUGUGUCACUGCAGGAAUGGAGGCUCUGAAACACAGACCAAGAAAGAGGCAAGUGGUGAAAUGGAACACGUGAAGCAGCAAUAUGAAGAAGACCUUCGGAAAGUCAGACAUCAGACUGAAGAGGAGAAGCAGCAGCUCCGAGAGCAGCUGGGGAAGCGCCUGGAUGACUUGGUGAAGAAGCACAGUAUGGAAAUGAAGUCUGUGCGCUCCACUGUGGAGGCAGAAAGAAAGAAGCUGAGAGAAGUCGAGGCUCAAUUGGAAGAAGUGAAAACAAAAUCAGAAAGGGAAAUCAAGCAGCUGGAAGAGGAGAACACGGCCCUCAGUGCGAAGCUUCAGAAUUCCCUACUUGAGGACCCAUGCUCAAGACCAAAGAACCCUCCUCAGACACUGCCCCGAGAAGAGGGCCUAGAGAAGCUGACAGGUGAAGAAGAAACCAGCAGCGACGAGGAAGAAAGGAUUGGAGAAACAAUCAAGGAAGGAAGUGACCUACAACCACCAUUGGAGUCUGUGAUGAAGGAGAAGACAAUGGAGAUUGGACAUUCACCAGAGGACUGGCAAAGUCAAAGGACCAAACCACAAACACAGGCUGCAGAAUGUUUGAACAAGGAAUCUACCGACAGCCUCCAGGCGCACCUGCUGGAGCUCCAGGCCCUAGAGGACAAUGCCAGACAAGAUCUGCAGGAGGACUGUGAGCAGAGGCCAGCCCAGAAGCCUGGGCGGCUGGAGUCCUUGAAGCAGGAGCUAACAGAGCAGCGAGUUGCCUGCUGUGAGCAUCAGAAGGCCAUGGAGAUGCUACAGGAUGAGCUCAAGGCCAUGGGCCUCUUGGGGAAAUGGCAGGUCAUCAAUCAGUGUUCAGGGGACAGCAGAGACCACACCUUUAUUACAGAGAAUGCAGGUGUUACAGGCCCUCCUGGUUCCCUGCCCUGUGCUGCAGACAAAGGUCUCCUAGAGGAGAAUGCUCAGCUCCAAGACACUGUACUGCGCCUGCGUGCAGAGGUGGGCCAGCACCAGCAGGAGGCGCUGCAGCUGCGUGAGCAACAUCGGUUGCUGGAGGAGGACCAGAAAGCCCAAAGAGCCAUGGAGGUGGAGGCGCUCCGCCAGGAGCAUCGGAAGGAGAUGCAGGCCAUGGUGGCUGAUUUCAGUGGUGCCCAGGCCCGACUCCAGGCCCGGCUGGCUGCUCUGGAAACCGAGCUAAAAGAGUCCGGAGAGAAGGCAGGAAAAGGAACUUCCCGGCCUGAGGAUCUGCAGCUCAUAGGCCGCCUGCAGACACGCCUGAAGGAGAGAGAGGACAUCAUCCGGCAGCUCACGGAAGAGAGAAGAUUCCACUACGCAGCCUUCCCCAGUGCAGUGUCCCAUCGGAAUCGGUCCUUCUCUUUCAAUCCUCACCCAGGAUACUUGACACCGUCCAUGAAGAAAAAGAAGAUGGAGGAGGUGCCCAGCCGAGUGGUCAGCGUACCAAACCUUGCUUCCUAUGCAAAGAACUUCCUGAGCGGAGACCUGAGCUCCAGGAUCAAUGCCCCUCCCAUAACUAAGUCACCCAGCCUGGACCCAAGCCCCAGCUGUGGCCAGCCUUACAAACCUACCCAGUUACUAGAUGGGAAAACUGCCACAAGGGCCCAAGAUGGAGAACCAGCCCAACCCAAAGAAGCCCCACAGAAGCAAGGCUCUCCGCAUCAGGAAUGGUUUACCAAGUACUUUUCAUUCUAAACUGACCUUUAGAAUCUGUUCUAAGGAGGACAUUAGAAAAUCAUUUCAACCAUCUGAAGGAAUUAAAAGCACCCAACCAGGUAACUAGUUGGUAAUGAUUUACAUGUGAUGGAUAGCUAAAACAAAGUGUGACACUACCAUUUCAGCUUCAUUAGGACACCUGCUUAUAUAAGAAUGCUUAUAGUUAAAGAUGAAACAAGCCAGUUAUUAAAAAGCACCCCUAGAAAAAUGGUAUUAAUCUCUGAUGACCAAAUUACCCAUCGUAUUCUAGUGCCUGUAAUGUCAUACUCCAC